AUGAAUGCCCCACUUCCCGAUGCCCGUGUUGGCAGAGAAAAGCAGAAUUACGAUGCUCAGGGUGCUCGACAGGUAGCCGUCGCUAUCCCUAUCAACAAGGAAACCAAGCAAGUCCUCAUUAUCACCAGCAGCAAAUAUGCCAAUGUGUGGGUGUUGCCCAAAGGAGGAUGGGAGAAUGAUGAGACUCAAGAAGAAGCUGCCAAACGUGAGACAUACGAAGAGGCUGGUGUAUUAGGCGAUAUCACUGGAUUCAUUGGCAACUACAUGGAUUAUACAUUCAACGGUCGUCCAAAGUCAUACUUUUGGGUCUAUGAACUCGAUGUCAAGCAAGAACUACCAACAUGGCCAGAAAUGCGUGUUCGAGAGCGUCGCUGGUGCAACUUUGAUGAAGCCAUGAAGGCCUUGGAAUUCAAGCCAUUUAUGCAGCAAGCAUUACUCAAAUCAUCCAUUGCUCCAACACCACCAUCAUAG
Messenger RNA from Lichtheimia ornata, 471 nucleotides. RefSeq lists its product as uncharacterized. Gene Ontology annotation, molecular function: pyrophosphatase activity. Bases 1 to 471 code for a protein of 156 amino acids. The record is from RefSeq and is a predicted model, not a curated record. The transcript has 5 exons. Gene Ontology annotation, cellular component: cytoplasm; nucleus. Lineage: Eukaryota; Fungi; Mucoromycota; Mucoromycetes; Mucorales; Lichtheimiaceae.